CAGGGGUAUACUGAGCAGCAUUCCUUUGCUGCCAGCCGUUGAUUGUGUUGCGUUAAAGACGCGUGGAUGUGAACAUGUUCAGAGAGAGCUGGCUGAACAGUGUGAACGGCGCCCUGUGAGGGACUUUUCUGUCAAAGUGCCCUGGUGAAUGGUUGGUGCACAAUCAAGCUGUACUUCCACCUGGCUUCAUCCAAAGGCGAGUAUCGACUGUACUGCAUAAAAGAACGCUGACCUCUUUUUUGUACUUUCCGGACAUAACAGCAGUCCUUUGUACAACUGGGGGAAAAGGGACAUCUACCUAGGUUAAGUCGAACAAGUAAAGGAGAGCGUCUCACCCUGGUUUGGUCUUGUCCUGCGACACAGUUUCUAAGGGAAUAAAUGAUCACCUCAACAAGACGAGUAUCUCCUGACAAACCUGAAGUUAGAAUCGCCUUCAGCCUUGAUGAGUCCACAGAGCUGAAAGAUGACGAGGACUUGCUUCCAUCAUUUCCUGACCUUGAGCAGCAGCUACAGCCUGUGCUUCCAUGUCAGUCGGUGUCAGAGUCAGUGCAAGUGUACAAGGACCACUGCAAGAUGGCCAAAGAGUUCCACAAGGUCAAAAACGAAAUUGCACUGCUGGAGGAUCGAAAAAAGGAGUUGAUUGCGGAGCUGGUGGAGGAUGAGAAGGCAUCCAUGGAAAUUGCCCGUCUGAAGGAGGAGUUCCGGGUCCUGACAGAGGAGAACCGGACGCUGGUCAAUGUCCACAGCCAACGCUCCCAGCAGCUGGAGACACUGCGAGUACUCAAUCAGAAGAGACCAGGGUCCUCCUGACCCUUGAUCCUAUCAGACC
This is a messenger RNA of Megalops cyprinoides (Indo-Pacific tarpon), 829 nucleotides long. RefSeq names its product map3k7 C-terminal like (gene map3k7cl). Gene Ontology annotation, cellular component: nucleus; cytosol. The transcript has 5 exons. The record is from RefSeq and is a predicted model, not a curated record. NCBI's taxonomy places the organism in Eukaryota, Metazoa, Chordata, Actinopteri, Elopiformes, Megalopidae. Bases 379 to 810 code for a protein of 143 amino acids.